Messenger RNA from Rhododendron vialii, 1578 nucleotides. Its product is annotated as protein THYLAKOID ASSEMBLY 8, chloroplastic. The coding region runs from base 183 to 1034 and encodes 283 amino acids. The record is from RefSeq and is a predicted model, not a curated record. The transcript has 3 exons. Gene Ontology annotation, biological process: Group II intron splicing; chloroplast organization. Lineage: Eukaryota; Viridiplantae; Streptophyta; Magnoliopsida; Ericales; Ericaceae. Gene Ontology annotation, molecular function: protein binding; RNA binding.
UGCAAAUUGGAAACAACAAGGACCGUUAGUAUAAUUAAAGACCUUGGACCAAAUUUCCCCACGCAGCGCUCUCUCUCUCUCUCUCUCUCUCUCUCUCUCUCUCACACACACACACAGAGUAAUCGGCGAAAAAGACUCCGGCAGACGGCAGCUCGGCUGUUGCAAACUUCAUAUAGAGAACGAUGAAUUGGAGUGCAAUCAAGACCACUCUUCCUACUACACCUUUUUUCGCAAGCUUUAAUCUUUGGGAUACGAAUAGGCAGCUCCCCAAAAUUCGACACACCAGACCAUGGGAAAAGCAGAUGCUGUCACUUGGAUUUGGAAGCAGUAGCAACAAUAAAGGAACAAGAAAGAGGGGUACUACAACUAGUACUGAUAGUUGUAUAAGAAUAACGAUGAAGGACAGGAGCAAGAACCGAAAGCCUCUCCAGAGAGGAAGGAAUCUCAGCAUCGAAGCUAUCCAAACCAUUCAGGCUCUGAAGCGAGCAGCAGCAGCAGCAGCCCAAGACCGUCCCUGCAGCGAGUCUCUGUCUCUGGACGUGGUGUUUUCUUCCAAGUUUACAAGGUUACUCAAAUUAGAUAUGAUGGCCGUUCUUCAUGAACUUCUCCGCCAAAACGAAUGCCUUUUGGCCCUCAAGGUUUUCAAGGUUGUUCAGAACGAGCAUUGGUAUAAACCUCAAAUCUCACUAUAUGGGGAAAUUAUAUCAGUUCUGGGAAGCAAUGAGUUGUAUGAAAAGGUAGAUCUUCUGUUCACGGAAUUGAAGACAGAAACUGGUAUGGAGCAUGAUAUUGAGGGAUUCAAUGUGCUGCUAGAGAAUUUGAUGAGUUUUGACAUGAUAGAACUGGCAAUGGAGUGCUUUUUCUUGAUGAAAUCACUUGGAUGUGAGCCAGAUAAGUCAUCCUUCAGAAUAUUGAUUAAUGGUUUAGAAUCCAAAGGAGAAACUGGUUUGUUAGCUAUUGUGAGGCAGGAAGCUGAGAAAUAUUAUGGUGAACAUCUUGCAUUCUUAGAGAAGGAAGAGCUAGUAGGAAGCUAAAACUUGAAUCCAUUGCAUGAAUCAGUCUUACCAUGUUACGGAAGGGCAAGAUGUUAUCACCACUAAUCCUUCUAAAAGGCAAUUGGACUACGCAAAUGUAGCAAUGGAAAUUGAGCAGGCGGUUUUUGUGCAUAUGGAAACUUUGGCAAGAGGAUGCGGAAUGGCCCGAACUAGCUCUGGCCUUUGGUUUUAAUUCAUCAAAAGGGACAUAAGAAAUAAAUGGCUGAUAAAAGCAUACUACACCCACUGAUGUGGUACAAGCUGGCUAUGUUGUCUACUGUUCAGUUUGAUGCUUUUGGUAAGCUGUUAUUAUGGCUGUAGUUGUCUCUGUAGCAGCCAAGCAGUUUGAUAAAUCAGCUUACCUUUGAGAAAAAACAAGGGAAAAUUCUCUACAUUGUUUGGUCUCUUGAUGGAAAUAGGUUGCAAAACAUUAUUUACCACACUCUUAUUUACCACACUCAUAGAGUGAACAUUCAGAAAUGGCAGUAUAUCAUUGCUCUUAUCAUUUUAUAAUCAUUUACCAGUUGGGUAUCCACAUUUUGAA